UCUCCUGCUCUGUUUCUGUUUCUAGGAGAACCCGUACAUGUGCAAUAAUGAGUGUGAUGCCCGUACGCCUGAGCUUGCCCACCCGCCCGAGCUGAUGGUGGACGAUGAGGGCCGGGUGCCCAACACCUUUUGGCAAAGUGUCUCGUGGAGGCAGUUCCCGGAGCCUCUGGUGGUCAAUCUCACCCUGUCCUGGGGUAAGAGCAUCGAGCUGACCGAGGACAUUGUCAUCACCUUUGAAUCGGGCCGGCCAGAGCAGAUGGUGCUGGAGAAAUCUCUCGAUCACGGCCACACGUGGCAGCCCUAUCAGUUCUACGCUGUCGACUGCCUCAACUCCUUUGGCAUGGAGUCACGGAGAGCCCAGGAUCUCACCGCUGCCUCCGUCCUGGACAUUAUCUGCACCGAGGAGUAUUCCAGGGGCUACGUGUGGAAGCUGGAGAAGACGGUGCGUUUCGAGAUCCAAGUGCGGUUCGCCCUGUUCGGGGGACCCCGGCUCAGUGAUAUGGCCUCCUUGUACAGCCGCCUGGACACUACCAAGGAGCUGAGGGACUUCUUCACCGUGACUGACCUGAGGCUGCGCCUCCUCCGGCCUGCCACUGGCCCCACCAGCGUCGACCCCCUGAACCUCUCCAAAUACUUCUAUGCCAUCUCCAACCUGGACAUCCGGGGCAGGUGUAGGUGCCAUCUUCACGCCAACAACUGUAUCCUGGAGAAUGGGAGGCUGAGCUGUCAGUGUGAGCACAACACCACGGGCCAGGACUGUGGCAGCUGCAACGACGGUUUCCAUGGGCGGCCUUGGACUGCAGGCUCCUACCUCCCAAUCCCCAAAGGCACGGCCAAUGUCUGUGAGUAA
This is a messenger RNA of Chiloscyllium plagiosum (whitespotted bambooshark), 850 nucleotides long. The record is from RefSeq and is a predicted model, not a curated record. NCBI's taxonomy places the organism in Eukaryota, Metazoa, Chordata, Chondrichthyes, Orectolobiformes, Hemiscylliidae.